Rubroshorea leprosula is the source of this 1517-nucleotide messenger RNA. The record is from the annotation of a GenBank genome assembly. NCBI's taxonomy places the organism in Eukaryota, Viridiplantae, Streptophyta, Magnoliopsida, Malvales, Dipterocarpaceae.
AGGAAGAAAGCAAGAAUUCCAACAAUUUACAAGGAUGAACGGGGAUCGAUCCGAUAGCCAGAAAAUGGGUACCGAUGAAACUCCGAGUUCAGCUAAGAGAAAUUCCGACCCUCCAUCGUCUGCUUCGGCCUACCUUGAUCCUAACUACUGGAAUGAGCGUUUCUCCAAUGAGGAACACUAUGAAUGGUUCAAAGACUACUCUCAUUUCCGUCAUCUGAUUCAACCCCAUCUCAAACCCAAUUCCUCUGUCUUGGAGCUGGGUUGUGGAAACUCACAGUUGAGUGAAGAGCUUUACAGCGAGGGAAUUACCAAUAUAACAUGCAUUGAUUUGUCAUCUGUUGCAGUGCAGAGAAUGCAGGAACGGUUAGUUUCCAAGGGAUACACAGGUGCAUAUUUAAUAGACAUUUUUUGGAGCCUUUUUUUUUUUUUUUUUUGGUAUUUCAUUAUUUGCUUCUAAGACUAUGGCUGGUUUGCUAUUUAGAGCCUGAUUUGACUUCCGGAUUACUUGACAUGAAAUGAAUUGCCAAAGCUGUCUAAGUCUGGUUUGCAAUUUUACAUAUUCUAUUUUUAUGUGAAAUUUAUAAAAAUAUCCUUUUUUUCAAACUGAUUUAACAUAGAGACAGAUUAUUUUCCUCAUUUUCUCAGAGGCUGGAACUUUGGUGGCAAAAAAGGUUCUUUGCAUUGGAAUUAGGUUAUAUUUUGGACUUAGUGCCAUUCAUUAGUUUUUCUUUCUCGUUACCUCUAUCAUCAGAAAUAAAAGUGCUGGAAGCUGACAUGCUAGCCCUUCCUUUUAGCGACGAGUGUUUUGAUGUGGUUAUUGAGAAAGGAACCAUGGAUGUCUUGUUCGUUGACAGUGGUGACCCUUGGAAUCCACAGCCUUCAACAGUAUCCAAGGUCAUGGCAAUGCUUGAAAAUGUUCAUAGGGUUUUGAAACCUGAUGGCAUUUUCAUAUCAAUUACUUUUGGCCAGCCACACUUUAGGCGUCCUUUCUUUCAAAAUUCAAAAUUUACAUGGUCUAUUGAAUGGAGUACUUUUGGGGAUGGAUUUCAUUAUUUUUUCUAUAUCUUGAGGAAGGGAAGGAGAACUUCAGAUGGCUGGGAUUCAAGUGAAAAGCUUGAGAUGCCAUCAAUUUGUCUACUCCAAGAAGAAUUAGAGGGCGAAGACUAUAUUUUUCGAACCAACAUCGAUGAGAUGGAUUGCUAGUACCGAUUGUAACUUAUCUAUUAAUUCCCCUGCAGCGCUGCUACAUGCUUACAUCUUCAUAACAAAGUGCAGCAAAGUUAACAUAUUCUCAAUACAACUUCUCUUUGCAAUAUCAAUGUCAAAGUGUAAACUUCAACAUUUUCUGUGACUCUUAGCAACACAACCAAAGAAUUGGUGUCUAGACUUACUGACUUGAAACCUUACUGAACCAUGUUUUGUCAAUGAGAUGGAAAGGUCAUCUGGUGUACUGUUUCGAUAUCCAUCUUGUAUGCCUGUAUUCUUUUUCAUUUGCUCAAUAAAUAUGAUUUUCAUAG